Pyricularia grisea is the source of this 2186-nucleotide messenger RNA. RefSeq lists its product as uncharacterized. The transcript is spliced from 16 exons. NCBI's taxonomy places the organism in Eukaryota, Fungi, Ascomycota, Sordariomycetes, Magnaporthales, Pyriculariaceae. Gene Ontology annotation, molecular function: GTP cyclohydrolase II activity. Gene Ontology annotation, biological process: riboflavin biosynthetic process. The record is from RefSeq and is a predicted model, not a curated record. Bases 367 to 2112 code for a protein of 581 amino acids.
UCUUUCCUCAACAGCCUAUGGUUUUGUUGGUUUUGUCCCAGUCCACCAUUGAAACUGUCGUCUAAUUUCAGCUGUACAGCUAGCUACCUUACCUACCUAGCUGGUAGUUCAUCUCUCCCUGCCAGAGGUACUCCAACUGUCCACCAACAGGCGGUCACAUCACAACUUUUCCCCAACCGGGUCUUGUCGUUUCAUAAUAUCGCCAUUUAAGUCACCUGCUACGACUCUUGACUUUGAAUUAUAACAGGCUUUCUACUCUGUUUUCCUCAUUUUUUUUGUUCAACCCUACGUUUUGCACAUCUACCGAUCAAUCAUCCUCGGCUAAUCCAAGAUUAUCAUCGUUGUUUCCCAUACCGCCUUUUCAUCAUGGCAACCAGCAGUGGCAGUGCGGCAUCUGGUGCCACCAACGACCAGAUCAUGGAAGCCCUCAAGAAAAUGCAAGAGGAACAAAGCCGUCUUAUGUCUAUGCUGUCUCAGGGUGACCGUCAAAGCCUGCUGUCGUCGAGCGGUGCUGCCGGAUCAGGUCUCGAUGUGUCCGAGAGUGGUCUUACCGCUAGUCCGGGACUGACCGGUACUUCUUCGGCCAUGCCGGCGGAUGAGACCACCGAACGUGAUGGCGCCUCACCCUCAACUUCAGGCACAAAGUCUAACUUUACCUCUCGUAUUGUGCUGACCACGUACCCGAAACAAAUCGGCAUCAACCCCUUGCCCAUGAAAUGGGGAGCCCCCGAUGCUGUCCAGAGAGGACCAGUUGUUGUCCAGAGAGGGCCAAGCACGAUCCGUAGACGUAAUGCUAUCGGAGCUCAUGGUGGAGGCUACUCUGUAUACUACGCGCUGGCUCUUGCGAGCCAAGAGCUCAAGGCAGACCACAGGCCUGACUUUACCAACACUGAGCCUGCCGCCGAGAUUGGGCCGUUUCCUCAAUGGGGAGACCCAAAGAAAAUCGUGGCAAUGGAUCCCUGGGGUCAUAUUGCGCCGUUCCUGUUCAAGGACGUUAUCAACAAAGAAAACGUCGAUAUUCGGCCAACUAUCGCAAUAACGAAAGCGCACAUGAAGGUAUUAUCAAUCAACAACAACCCCCCCCCCCCCUCAGUCGAGAAAACAGGUAUCAAAAUUGCAGUUUCAUUGACGCCAAGAAAGCUUCCCGAGUUGGAGGAGAGCGUUCGCAGUGGCAGAUUAGUCCCGGAUGGCAAGGUCUGUAUAAAUGCUCAGGGAGAGCUUGCAGUUACCAAGUUUGCCGUUGAACCUGUGUGGUAUCUCCCCGGUGUUGCAGAGCGCUUUGGUCUAGACGAGGGAACUUUGAGGCGUUCCUUGUUUGAACACACCGGCGGCAGCUAUCCUGAGCUUAUCACACGAGGCGACAUCAAGGUUUUCCUGCCCCCGAUUGGUGGACUUACCGUUUAUUGCUUCGGAGAUCCUGCCAAGAUGUCAGACCCGAACUCCCGGCUGGCGCUUCGGAUUCACGAUGAGUGCAACGGGAGCGAUGUGUUUGGCUCAGAUAUCUGUACUUGCAGACCUUACCUCAUCUUCGGCAUUGAAGAGGCAGUAAAAGAGGCACAGAAUGGAGGCAGUGGUGUCGUCAUCUACUUCCGCAAAGAAGGGAGAGCUUUGGGAGAAGUCACAAAGUAUCUUGUGUACAACGCACGGAAGCGUGGUGAAGAUAGGGCUUCGGAUUACUUCAAGAGGACCGAAAACGUAGCCGGAGUCAAGGAUAUGCGUUUCCAGGCUCUCAUGCCGGACAUCUUGCACUGGUUGGGCAUCACAAAAAUCGACAGGAUGCUCAGCAUGAGCAACAUGAAGCACGAUGCCAUUGUUGGGCAGGGAAUCCCCAUCCACGAAAGAGUUGAGCUUCCCGAGUCCUGGAUCCCGGCAGACUCCCGUGUUGAGAUUGACGCAAAGAUCACAGCUGGUAGGACAGAACCACACGUUAUCAACCAACAAAUAAGCACACAUCUGACAAAGCACACGUGUUCCAGGAUACUUUACAACCGGGCACCGCAUGACGGAAUCGGAGCUCGCUUCUGUACAGGGCAGACUGUGGGAAGAUGUCGACCACUGAUUGGAAAGUGGGCAUCCGGGAACAAGUCCCGGAAAGCACAAGCUGAGUGCUGAAAGCUUCAAAGGCCGCUGAACUUUGUCUAGUUCUAGUCUCGUCAACCACAGUCAAUAAAGAAUUUCAGCUCAUA